Molecule: messenger RNA, 1405 nt
Organism: Notolabrus celidotus (New Zealand spotty)
Lineage: Eukaryota; Metazoa; Chordata; Actinopteri; Labriformes; Labridae
Product: deoxyribonuclease-1-like
Exons: 10
Coding region: 310-1293 (327 amino acids)
Biological process (GO): DNA catabolic process
Cellular component (GO): nucleus
Molecular function (GO): DNA nuclease activity
Source: RefSeq, a predicted model, not a curated record
UAGCGUUUGAUAGCAGCUGAAUUCACAACUUUAAGUAGAGUAAGUCACAAUGCUCUGCAUUCUGACAGUUUAGUUGUGUUAAUCGCUCAAAGUGACAGCUCUGUACACACAAAAAUCUGGGCUGUCCGCUUGAUGUCACACAGACAUUGCUUUGACACCAGUUAUGCAAUCAUCAGCUUUAAAAAAACAACAACUACAUCACAAAUAUAUCUCCUGCACAACCAGUUGUGGGUUUAUUCUUGAGGUUUGUUGAGACUGAGAGCCUGUGGAGCUGCACUAUCUACACAAAAUCAACUCUAUGUUUGAGAAAUGAAGAUCGCUUCGUUUAAUGUUCAGAGGUUUGGAGUGACUAAAGUCUCUGAUCCUGAUGUCCUGUCAGCUUUAGUUAAGAUUGUGUCCCGAUAUGACAUCAUACUGAUACUGGAGGUUGUGGAUGUAAGUGGGAUUUCAAUUAAACUCCUCUUACAAGAGCUGAACAGAGUCAACACCGGCCAUCACUACGCUCUGCAGCUCAGCGCCCGCCUGGGCAGGAACAGAUACAAAGAACAGUUUAUGUUUCUGUACAGGGAUGAUGUUGUUGAUCUGAUUGACUGCUAUCAGUAUGAAGACAACCAGGUGAACGAUGUGGAUGCUUUUGCCAGGGAGCCUUACAUUCUUCACUUCAAACCAUGCAACACAGUGCUGAAGGACAUAGUGCUGAUUCCGGUCCAUACCAAGCCAUGGGACUCAGCGAAAGAGCUGGACGAGCUGUAUGAGGUUUUCCUGGUGGUCAAAGACAAGUGGAAAACUGAUAACGUGCUGAUCCUUGGGGAUUUCAAUGCUGAUGGUGCAUAUGUGACCCAUAAAGAAAUGAAGGACAUACGUAUCCGCAGUGACAAGAAUUUCCAUUGGCUGAUAGGUGACGACGUGGACACGACUUCAAACACAUCAAAUGAACACACCUAUGACCGGAUUGUCGUGUAUGGAGAAGAUAUGCUGGCAGCCAUUGUCCCAAACUCAGCCAAACCUUUCAAUUUCCACAAAGAGUUUGCCAUGACAGAAGAAAUGGCCCUGAGAGUGAGCGACCACUACCCUGUUGAGGUAGAAUUACGCAGCACUCCUCCAUUCUGGAUGACAAAGAGACAUCAAAUAAGUGAUAUCAACCCAACAUCAGUUAACACAGCUGUCACAGAUAGUCUGCAAUCUGAUGUGUUGAAACUGCAGAAGGGCAACCUCCUGUUGGAGCGUGAAAAACUACAACUUCAGAUCACCUUAUUAAAACAGCGGGUUGCUGCACUCAAGCUGAGAGAGUAAAUAGAAGACCUCAUACACUACUGCCUUUUGAAGCAGUGUUGUUUUUUCUUUUUCUAUCAUUUGUAUGACUUAAAAUGUAUAUUGAAAAAUGAAUAAAUAAUGCUGAACACGU